This is a messenger RNA of Colletotrichum orchidophilum, 858 nucleotides long. RefSeq names its product SNARE domain-containing protein. NCBI's taxonomy places the organism in Eukaryota, Fungi, Ascomycota, Sordariomycetes, Glomerellales, Glomerellaceae. Bases 1 to 858 code for a protein of 285 amino acids. Gene Ontology annotation, cellular component: endomembrane system; SNARE complex. The transcript has 2 exons. Gene Ontology annotation, molecular function: SNARE binding; SNAP receptor activity. The record is from RefSeq and is a predicted model, not a curated record. Gene Ontology annotation, biological process: intracellular protein transport; vesicle fusion.
AUGUCCACCUUGAACCAGCUUUACCUGCUCGCCGACCACAUCAAGCUCUCCCUCCUGGAGCGCCAGCGCGCCCUGUCGCUCAACCUCGACGCCGACACCCAGGACGGCCACAUUUCCCGCUCGCUCGAUCAGUUCAAAGAUGGCUUGGAAUCAUUAGACGCCGAGGCCAAGCGUCUGCAGGGUGCUGGCGAUGAGAGCGCCGCCCUGAAUAUCACAGACUCCCUCACCGCCCUUCAGAAGCAGUUCUCAGAUCUGACCUCCCAAUUCCACGGCUUCUCGAACCCGUCAACCUCUUCCACCACAACCUCACCAAACGACCCCUCCCUCGCCGCCGACUUCGACGCCGCCCAGUCCACGAAGCCCCUCAAGGGCUCCCUCCGCGGCCUCCCUGGCGCCGCCUCAAACAACAACAAGACCGUCCGCUUCACCGAUUCACCCGGCGCCGCAGCAGCAACGGCCGAAGAAGACGCCGCGGCGGCGGCACUCUUCGGCCCCGGUCGGUAUCGCGAUGACCCCGCCGACACGGCGGGCUACCGCGACCAGGCCGAGGGCAUGGACAACCAGCAGAUCCACGCGUACCACUCACAAAUCAUGCGCGACCAGGACGAUCACCUGGACCGGCUCGGUGAGUCCAUUGGUCGGCAGAGGGAGCUGAGCAUGCAGAUCGGUGACGAGCUCGACUCGCACGUCGCCAUGCUGGACGAGGUGGAUGAGGUCGUGGAUCGGCACCAGAGCCGGCUCGACCGGGCGCGCCGGUCGUUGGGCAAGGUCGCGAGGGAUGCCGGGGAGAAUAAGCAGAUGAUGACCAUCAUCGUGCUCAUCAUUAUCCUUGUUCUGCUGAUUGCCAUUUUGAAAUGA